Cylindrotheca closterium is the source of this 3915-nucleotide messenger RNA. The record is from the annotation of a GenBank genome assembly. Lineage: Eukaryota; Bacillariophyta; Bacillariophyceae; Bacillariales; Bacillariaceae.
AUGCCGAGGCAAGUCUCACAGAGCGCAAUGGAGGAAGCGUGGAAGACGCAGACGCCCAUCCUGGAGAAGCUAACUUGCGAUGCAAUGCUUGUCAUACUUGAAAUGAAUGGCAUCACUCUAAAGAAACAGGGAAGGAUCAGGAGAAAGUUCAAAAGACUUGUCCAUCCAGACGUAGUCCAGGCAUUCGACCUACAGUCGAAUGAAUUACUUGCUUUAUCUAAGGACGAUAUUUCGAAACAGUUGCUGGAAAAGCAAAUGAUGCGCCAAAAGCAAAUGAUGCGCCAAAUGACGGUGGAAGACCGUCGUAAUUUGGAAAAACUAGACUACCACAAGGCACGUUGGCGAUGGAUCAAGGAUGACUUUCUGUCUCGUGGGUUGGUAACUACUUUUUCGCAGCCUGAGUGCUUCCAACAGCCGGUACCCGGUGCUAAAAUGAUAGUGAAGUUGAACGUACCCGGUGCUAAAAUAAAGGUGGUGAAGUUGAACGUUCCAGAGCAGAAUAGGCAACAAAGUAAUAGUAUGCUACCGUCGGUUACCAAACCGGCAAACUUGGUAACUCCUGAAACGCCGGAAUUUGCGGUCGGUCUUGUUGCAGAGUUGGUAACACCUCGACCUCCGAGUACUGACCGGGGAACGUUGACAACACAUCCACUUCCACUUGUGGAUGCAGACGAUAAUCAUUUGCUGCCUACGGAUUACAUGGAGGAUCGAGGAUACUUCAAUACCGACUGGGGAACCUUGGCAACAAUUGAACGAUCGGCACCAGUGUCAACCUCUUACUCCUACUGCACAAUUGAACGACGAGAUAAAUCAGUCGAGACAUCAGUUCUGAGCUCUUACUCCUACUCCACGAGUGAACGACCAGACGAUCCAGUCGAGACACCACCGGAAGAAACCAUUGAGUCUUUUUUCACACCGGAACAAUUUGACAACGCAAUGCAAGAAGAAGGUUCGGUUUAUCAUUCACCCCAAAUGGGAGGUAGACUUAUCUUCGGUGCGGACGAAGAAACAAGUUCACUGGGAGAUACACUGGGAGAUACGGUUCUGUCGGAAGGGGAAGAAACUGAAGAAGAAAGGAAAUUGGAGCUGUUGGAUCAGUUUGCAAUUCCAGUCAAGCGUCUCCUUUUGCAAACUUUGUGUGCCGAGGGGGGAACUAUAGAUUCCAAUACGGUACUGGCAGCCGACUGCAACGACGGGGAGGUUCAUUCCUGCUUUCAGAAGCAGUUUCAUGCACUCGGUGUGCACGAUCUGGAAAAACUUUUGGAAGAUCCCUGUCACGUUCCAACUGGGAUGGUACUGGCUCGAAACGCCGUUGAGCGAGAACACCAAAGGGAGAAACAACAAUUGAAGGAACAACGACAAAAGGAGAGGGCACUGCACACACAAAAGACAAAACUUACGAAUAUGAGGAAACGUCUGGAGAGAGAGGGAAGUCCUUAUCGACAGAUUGUGGAUACUAUUCACACCGUGUUCGGUAAGCAGGGAACAGAACUGGCACAUAAUGGAAGUUCGACCUAUGCCGAAGUGACCAAAGAAACGAUCACAGGAAUUGUGGACAUGCUCAAGGAUCACCACAAGUAUAAAGAAGACGACUGCCUCUUUGAUGCUGGUAGUGGCAUCGGUACUAUGGUGUUUCGAAUGUCGGUUGAGUUGCAGUGUCGUGCCUUGGGUAUUGAGUACUGCAACCACCGUACAUUCCUUGCUGCCCAUGCCGCUAUUAAUUUGUUUGCAGAGUACAGGCUCGACGAACGGUUCAACCAAGGAACGAUGCUUGCUCUGGGAGAUCUGUAUAACCUCCAACAGAUACCUAAGCAAGUCACAACAUUGAUAAUGUACGACGAGGCGUUUCCUCCCGGAUUGAUGCUCCACAUGGCAGAUCUCAUCCAGGCAGCCCCGCCCAAUCUCCAAUUUGUUGUAUCCGCAAAGGUCAACAGAGAGAGUUGCUACUCCCAGCUCUUAAUCGACGCAGGAUUAACAGAGCUGGGCAAUGUCAAAGGAAGCAAAACGAACAAUGGUGGAGCGACCACAUUUACUCUGUUCAAACGCCUGGAACCCCAAACGAACAAAGAUGGAGGGUCCGCAGCUCCGGCAACCGCGUCAGUGUCGCCUGUGCCUGAGAAGGAGACACUCCAUCUGCAGAUCGAAGGAGAGCUCGAAAGAUUCACGGUGGGGGGUUCCUACGAAUCAAGAUUGAAGUACUAUGAGGCACUGAAAGCCUCAACUCAGAAAACUAUGCAGCGGGAAAAGAAGCUACGCAAACUGCAUAGCAAGAAACGAGAGAAGAAGCAUUGCCUAUGUGCUGCUCAAGCGAUGUGCGAGGCAAAAUGCAUCGGAUGUGAGGAAUACUUCGCUCAUAUCUCCGAAGAUGAGCUCACAUCCAAAAAAGUUACUUGGCUACCAAACCAACAGGGCCUUUUCUGUAAGACGAAGUUGAACAAGGACCAAUUCGUCGUCGAGUACGCUGGGAGAAUCAGGAAGACAACAAGCACCGACUGCGAUCGGUACGUACUGUGUUUCGAUGGGAAGCGCAUCAACGCCAGGGGAUAUGGAAUCCAGCAGUUCGUGAACCAUAGCUGCAAUCCGAACUGUACCCUUACUAAGUGGACAGAUGAGUACGGAAAGUCCAGAGUCUCCAUCAGGACCAAGAGCAACAUUCCAUCCGAAACAGAACUGACGGUCGACUACGGUAGCGAAAGGGAGCCCUUCGACUGUAUCUGCGCCCGUUGUCGCCCCAUCACAAAAACGGUGAUGUGGUUCGGGAUGACGGGAACCACCUUUGAAAGUAUGAAAGUAGACAGGCCCAGUAUCACGCUGGGGAGGUCUGGGAAAAAAAAAUGGUUGGCCGACUUCUGUAGUCGGAACGGCAAUAAAUUGGGUAAACAGGAUGCCCGCGAUUUCCUCCGCAUAUCGGCUGCGAGGUGGAAGAAAACAGAGGUCUACUCGGUAUCGAUUCAAACAAUCGACGAAAUCGAGAUGCUGAAUCGAGACCCAGUCUUCCACAACAACUGUGACUGGAAUUCCCCAGAUUGUCUGGCCAAGAUCGUAGGGAAAGUGGACGUGGUUGAGUGCGACUGGGUUUGGAUGCCGGCAUCCUACCUAUCGGAUUGCUUGAAGAAUGGGUUUUUUACUAAGGUGAUUCCGGAGCUGAUCAAAUGUCAUCUUGCGCCUGGUGGUUACAUUUUGUUACCACUCCAAAUCCCCAUCCUCGACCGAGUAUUGGCCCACCAGAAUGAGGGCAAAUAUUCAGUAACUUUGCUGACAGAACAAGAAGCGACGAAACUUAGCCCUUUGUUACAGGCCACGCACGAGCUACAGGCCAUCAUGACCGACAAAGAAACUAGGAGGGUUAUGGGCAAAGCAAAACAGCAGCUGGAUCAGUACGCUGGUAUUGAAAGCCUAUCGGUGGUAGAUCAGACGGUCUCCUCUGCUAUCGACGUCAAGGAUUUCCUAAAUAACUACGCUGAAGAGAAUGGCGACAUUGGGAAGCUAAGAUUCAUUUGCAUCAAAAGCAAACAGCCCAGUAAAAGCAGUCAGGCCGCUGGUAUCGAAAUAAAGCAGAGGAGCAAAAGAAAGCAGACGACAAAACCAACCGCUGCUGGCAAAAGGAAGGGUGUUCCGACAACGGAACCGGUGAAGGCGACAACUUCUGGUGCCAAACGAAACAAAAGGGCUGCAGGCAAAAGAAAGCAGACAACAAAACCAACCGCUGCUGGCAAAAGGAAGAGUGUUCCGACAACGGAACCGGUGAAGAAAACAACUUCUGGUGCCAAACGAAACAAAAGGGUGGUCGCUGCGGUCGUGGAGCAAUCAACCAAAGCCAAAACCAAGAUUUCCGUUGCCGCAACAGCUAGAAGCCGGAAGGCUCCAGGUUGUACCCCAAGAGAAAUGCGGUUGAAAGCCAAAGUGCUAGGGUAG